AUGGCCAAUAUAAUCUUUGCAGAGCGGGAAAAUGCAGGUCUCCAUGCACCUACACAGAAAAUGAGGCAGCGGCUUCAGUCUGCUCCAGAGAAACUAGUCAAAUCUCCUACAAAACCAUUCAGCACCCCCUUGCCAUCUGGACGUAAGGCUUUCGGCUGCCUUAACGUAAAAGUCUCGACCCCUGCCAUCAGCAAACAAGAGAAGAAACUCCUAAAACAGCCACCAGUUUGCCUUGAGGAAACAAAAGCCAAAAAUGCACCUCAAGCCAAUGUGGAGUAUCCAGAAACUGAGAAGUUGUUCUCUUAUGACCCACUAGAGUACUUGAGGUAUGACGUACCUGAAGACUUGAUUCCUCUAAGUAAACUUGCUUUACCUGGACUCGCCUGUUUCUCACAAGUACCUGAUAUGUGUGAGGAUGACUUUGAAGAGCUGGCACCACUCCCAAACCCACCAGCUGUGACUUUGAAACAUUCAGAUUGCCGUGUGGAGCUGGAUGCCUUUCUUCAGACGCUCGAGGAGCUAACAGUGGAGCUUCCUCCAGAACCUGAUACUGAUUAAAGUUGUGUUUUUUGUCUGCUUUUAAUUGAAA
This is a messenger RNA of Maylandia zebra (zebra mbuna), 589 nucleotides long. Lineage: Eukaryota; Metazoa; Chordata; Actinopteri; Cichliformes; Cichlidae. The record is from RefSeq and is a predicted model, not a curated record.